Messenger RNA from Plasmodium knowlesi strain H, 621 nucleotides. RefSeq names its product 60S ribosomal subunit protein L24, putative. Gene Ontology annotation, biological process: ribosomal large subunit biogenesis. NCBI's taxonomy places the organism in Eukaryota, Apicomplexa, Aconoidasida, Haemosporida, Plasmodiidae. Bases 1 to 621 code for a protein of 206 amino acids. Gene Ontology annotation, cellular component: nucleolus. The transcript is spliced from 3 exons. The record is from RefSeq and is a predicted model, not a curated record.
AUGCGAAUAGAGAAGUGUUGGUACUGCUCGGGGAAUAUCUACCCGGGCCACGGGAUAUUCUUCAUCCGAAACGACGCGAACAUAUUCCGCUUCUGCCGGAGCAAAUGUCACAAGCACUUUAAGGCUAAACACAACCCGCGGAAAGUGAAAUGGACCAAGGUCUACAGAAAGGAAAGGAAUAAGGAGCUGAACACGGACAAAACGUUCGAAUUUGAAAGAAUGAGGAGUGAGCCAGUAAAGUACGAUCGAGAUUUAUAUAUAAAAACAAUCAACGCUAUGAAACAAAUAGAUAAAAUAAAGGAGGCAAGAAAAAUGAGAUUUUACAAGAACAGGAUUAAGGAGAUAUCGGAUAAAAAAAUAAACUUGUCUUUAAAUUACAUUAAGAAAAAUCCUGCUCUUUUAAGAAAUACCCAAUUUGAAGGUGUGCUUAGCGAACUCAUGAAUGAACAAGAGAGGGAGGAUGUGGAUUUCUCUCUUGUGAAGGGUACCUUUGACCAGGAGGAACUUAUUAAGAAGGACAUGCAGGAGAUGGGUCAGAAGUUCUCAGCAGAUGUUAAUUCGAUUAGGGACAUACAGGGAAUGGAACACCAGAAGGAGAACCAGAAUUUGGAGUUAGCUUAG